Molecule: messenger RNA, 1892 nt
Organism: Rhododendron vialii
Lineage: Eukaryota; Viridiplantae; Streptophyta; Magnoliopsida; Ericales; Ericaceae
Product: glycerol-3-phosphate acyltransferase 9
Exons: 13
Coding region: 404-1519 (371 amino acids)
Biological process (GO): triglyceride biosynthetic process
Cellular component (GO): endoplasmic reticulum
Molecular function (GO): glycerol-3-phosphate O-acyltransferase activity
Source: RefSeq, a predicted model, not a curated record
UGAGAAGUGUGUGGUUGGUCGACGACACGUACGUACACACGUGGCGUAGCCAGUUUGCCUUGGAUUGCGUGAAGGGGAUCGUUUCUCCAACCAACGAACCAGGAAAAAGUACUCCUACUACGAAACUACUCCGUACACUACAAACCGAGAGAACAUAGCAAAUCUCACUCUUCUCUAGAGAGAGAAAUCGAGUACUAUGUUACACAGAGGGUUGGUUGUUUGUUAAAUCAGAAGUCGUCUGGAUUUGAAUUGAAAAAAGUUCCAAUUCACAGGGAGUAAUUCGCGACGAGGAGUAUUCUAGGGUUUUCAUUUCUAAUCUUCGCCACACACGUCCAUCUUCUACCCGAUCAGAACCAGUCCAGAACCGACCCAGCUGACGGUGAGAGCUACAGGGAGGCCUGAAAUGAGUAAAAUGAACUCAUCAAGCUCUGAGUUGGACUUGGAUAGGCCCAAUAUCGAAGAUUAUCUCCCUUAUGGAUGCAUCCAAGAGCCUAACGGCGAGCUUCGCCUGCGUGAUUUACUCGACAUUUCACCAACUUUGACUGAAGCAGCUGGAGCCAUCGUCGAUGACUCUUUUACACGUUGUUUCAAGUCAAUUCCUCCGGAGCCGUGGAACUGGAAUGUGUAUUUGUUUCCUCUUUGGUGUUUAGGAGUGGGAGUUAGAUAUCUGAUUCUUUUUCCGCUAAGGGUUCUGGUUUUGACAAUCGGAUGGAUAAUAUUUCUUUCUGCGUACUUCCCUGUGCAUGUACUUUUGAAAGGGCAUGAUAAGUUGAGGAAAAAGCUUGAGAGGGGUCUGGUGGAGUUAAUUUGCAGCUUUUUUGUUGCAUCUUGGACCGGGGUUGUCAAGUAUCAUGGACCGCGGCCUAGCAUGCGGCCUAAGCAGGUGUUUGUGUCCAAUCAUACUUCAAUGAUUGACUUCAUUAUUUUGGAGCAGAUGACUGCAUUUGCUGUUAUUAUGCAGAAGCAUCCUGGAUGGGUUGGAUUGUUGCAAAGCACUAUUUUGGAGAGUGUAGGAUGUAUCUGGUUCCAUCGCUCAGAAGCAAAGGAUCGUGAAAUAGUAGCAAAAAAGUUGAGGGAUCACGUUCAAGGGGCUGACAAUAAUCCCCUUCUUAUAUUCCCUGAAGGAACUUGUGUGAAUAACCAUUAUACCGUUAUGUUUAAAAAGGGUGCAUUUGAGCUUGGCUGCACUGUUUGCCCGAUAGCAAUCAAGUAUAACAAAAUCUUUGUGGAUGCCUUUUGGAACAGUAGAAAGCAGUCCUUCACAAUGCAUCUAUUGCAGCUUAUGACAUCGUGGGCUGUUGUUUGUGAUGUGUGGUACUUGGAGCCUCAAAAUCUGAAGCCCGGAGAGACACCCAUUGAAUUUGCGGAGAGGGUCAGGGACAUUAUUUCAGUCCGAGCAGGUCUCAAGAAGGUUCCUUGGGAUGGAUAUUUGAAAUACUCUCGCCCUAGCCCCAAGCACAGAGAGAUGAAGCAACAAAGUUUUGCAGAAUCAGUGCUGCGACGCUUGGAGGAAAAAUGAAAUAUUACUUCUUUCUUCUCGCCUUUUGUAUGUUCUUUGUUUCUUUGAAAGUAAUUACAAGUAUCCCCGGUUAGCUAUCUCAAAAUAGGAGGUUGCCGCCUUCCACUCAAUUACUCUCAUCUUGAAUAAAAAUUUGUCCCUAGAUUCUGCAGGAUUAUUUGGUGCGACUCCGGAACAGUUAUAAGCUAGUUGCUUCCCUCGACUUCACUAAAAUUCUGCUUGUAGUUUAUUCUGAAAUUUUAGUAGUUAUUUCAUAUUUGGGCUCGAUAUGGUUUUGCUGAUGUUAGAUACAGUUAGGUUAGAUAAUUUGUUCGUGUUUUACGCACUUGUAUGUGCUUUACGAUCUUAUAUUUGAACUAAAGGAUUGUUACUA